ACUCUUCAUUCAACAUCAGCCUGUGACCGCUGCCAUUCUCUCUCUUUCUCUUUUCUCUCUUUCUCUCUCUCUCUCGCUUAUUUUCCGGCGAUCGGAGAACCAGAGCGAUGGCGGGAAUAAGGUGGCCUCCUGAGGAUUCGGAGCCGGCGAUAGCGCAGGCGCGCGUUCUGGCCGCGUCCGAACUGUUUUCCGACGAUGACCGGUCCGUCGCGGCCGACUCGUGGUCGAUAAAGAGCGACUACGGGAGCACGCUGGACGACGACCAACGGCACGCCGACGCCUCCGAGGCCCUGUGUGCUGGCGCCCUCCGCGCGGCUUCCGACUACAGUUCCGAUAAGGACGAGCAGGAAGAUGAAGUGGAAACGGAGAACUCAAUGCUAGGUUUGCAGAGUUACUGGGAUUCUGCGUAUGCUGAUGAGCUUGUGAAUUUCCAUGAGCAUGGCCAUCCCGGAGAAGUCUGGUUUGGUGUUGAAGUGAUGGAAAUUGUGGCUGUUUGGACAAAGAAUCUGUGCGUCAAUUUUCCUCAAGUUCAUUGUAAGAGUCUCAGUGGUGAAAACAUCCCCAAAUCGAAUCCUGGUGAAGAGGUUGCAAAGCUUUUGGCUAGAUGGAGCGUGCUUGAUAUUGGUACUGGAAAUGGCCUGUUUCUUCAAGAACUUGCCAAGCAAGGGUUCUCUGAUCUGACUGGAACUGACUAUAGUGAAGGUGCAGUAGACCUUGCAAGAAAUCUUGCUGACCGUGAUGGUUUUCCUCAUAUCCACUUUCAGGUUGAUGAUGUUCUUGAGACAAAGCUAGAGAAGCAAUUCCAACUUGUUACAGAUAAAGGGACAUUUGAUGCAAUCGGGCUGCAUCCUGAUGGCCCUGCCAGGCGGAAUUUGUAUUGGGAAUCAAUAUCAAAGUUGGUUGCGCCUGGUGGACUGCUGGUGAUCACCUCUUGUAAUAACACAAAAGAUGAAUUGGUGCAAGAAGCUGAGAGCUUCAGGCCGAGACUGCCUGCAGCUGUGGCCUCGGAUACACAGGGAAGCGAGCCUACACUCCCUCCUUUCAGAUAUCUGGACCAUGUCAAGUCAUAUCCAACAUUUAGAUUUGGAGGAGUUGAAGGGACGCGGGUGGCAACUGUUACAUUUGUGCGAAGAAUUGGUUCUUGACUGGAGUCAUACUUGAUUGGUGCAAUCUGGUAGUACAUGCUUGCAUCAUCAUUGGUUGCUGGCAGUGACCUUGUUUAUCUUGUGAUUUUCCUGUCUUUCAGAUGCUUCUUUUGACAAUUGUAGAAUGCUUUUAUUUCAUGCGAAGGAAAUCCAAUGUACAUUCAUGAUCA
Messenger RNA from Nymphaea colorata (pocket water lily), 1315 nucleotides. RefSeq lists its product as uncharacterized. The transcript is spliced from 7 exons. Gene Ontology annotation, cellular component: cytoplasm. Lineage: Eukaryota; Viridiplantae; Streptophyta; Magnoliopsida; Nymphaeales; Nymphaeaceae. The coding region runs from base 108 to 1145 and encodes 345 amino acids. Gene Ontology annotation, biological process: peptidyl-lysine dimethylation; peptidyl-lysine monomethylation. Gene Ontology annotation, molecular function: protein-lysine N-methyltransferase activity. The record is from RefSeq and is a predicted model, not a curated record.